This is a messenger RNA of Prunus armeniaca (apricot), 561 nucleotides long. The record is from the annotation of a GenBank genome assembly. NCBI's taxonomy places the organism in Eukaryota, Viridiplantae, Streptophyta, Magnoliopsida, Rosales, Rosaceae.
AUGGAAGACACACGUGGCAUGCUGAUGGUUGUGGCAACCAUGAUAUCAACUGCAACUUUCCAAGCUGCAGUAAACCCACCCGGCGGUGUUUGUGAAUAUGGUGAGAAAUGCUUUCCUGGAAGUUCAGUGGUAGCCACCGUUUUAAAAGACGAUUUCUUUUUGUUCGUAAUAUUCAAUACCGUCUCGUUUAUUGCUUCUCUCAGUGUCACCCUUUUGCUUGUUGGCGGAUUUCCCCUCCGGAAUCGUGUAAUUAUGUGGCUUUUAUCAAUGGCCAUGUGUCUCACUGUCACUUCUAUGGCACUCACCUAUAUACAGGCUCUCAGCUUAGUGUCCCCUGCUGAUGAUACUUUCGAAUCAUAUGUAAAAAUGUUCAAGAUAUCCGUUGGGGUUUGGACUGCGUUGCUUCUAACCAUCGCUGCAAUCCAUACCAUUCGCCUUCCCAUUUGGUUGUCAAGGAAGUUGUGGCGCAGGUUCAAGCAUAAGAUCCCAAAAAGCCUCAGGAACGUGAUUGAUAGUUUGGUGGAUAGUUCGAAAGCACGUCACCGUACCAAAAAAUUCUGA